Psammomys obesus (fat sand rat) is the source of this 2353-nucleotide messenger RNA. RefSeq names its product elastin microfibril interfacer 3 (gene Emilin3). The record is from RefSeq and is a predicted model, not a curated record. Gene Ontology annotation, molecular function: protein binding. Gene Ontology annotation, cellular component: extracellular matrix. Bases 9 to 2303 code for a protein of 764 amino acids. The transcript is spliced from 4 exons. NCBI's taxonomy places the organism in Eukaryota, Metazoa, Chordata, Mammalia, Rodentia, Muridae.
CGAGAGCGAUGGGCCGCCGUCUGCCCUUGUGGCUGUGCGCCGUCGCGGCGCUGCUCUCGGGAGCGCAGGCCAAGGGCACCCCUCUCCUCGCGCGGCCCGCACAGCCCGGUGCCUCCCGCCACAGCCUCUACACGACCGGAUGGCGUCCGCGGCUGCGCCCGGGGCCGCACAAGUCCCUCUGUGCCUAUGUGGUACAUAGGAAUGUAACCUGCGUUCUACAGGAGGGAGCGGAGAGCUAUGUCAAGGCCGAGUACAGGCAGUGUGGGUGGGGGCCCAACUGCCCCUCCACAGUCCGGUACCGCUCGGUGCUUAGACCUAGAUACAAGAUUGGCUACAAGACUGUGACAGACCUGGCCUGGCGCUGCUGCCCCGGUCUUACUGGGGAGGGCUGCCCUGAACACCUCACAGACCAUGGAGCUACCCUACCACACCGGGAGCCAGAGCCCCAGAUUCCUUUGGGGCAGCUGGGCCCAGGUCCCAGGCCGCCUUCUUACAGCAGAGAGGCCCCACACCCCCAUGGAAGAAAAGGCCAAGGGUUGUUUGGUGAGCGACUGGAACAGCUGGAGGGUGAUGUCCGGCGCCUCUCACAAGCAUACGGCACUCUGAGUGGUUUGGCGGCCAGCCGUGAGGAUCCCCUUAGGAUCGCUGGUGACACCAGGGCUCCUGUGGCACCUGUAGGCUUUGGGGUCAUCCCUGAGGGGCUUGUGGACCCAGAAGACAGAGGCCAAGGACCGCCCCUACCUCCUCUGGGCGAGAUCCUGAGCAAGGUGAGAGAGGUGAGCAACACAUUACAGACCAAGGCACAGCUGUUGGACGAGGUGCGAGGGCUGGCCCUGGGCCACGAGGCUCACCUGCAGAGGCUCCGGGACGCGCCCCCCUCCCCGCUGACCUCCCUGGCGCUGCUGGAGGAGUAUGUGGACCAGCGGUUGCAGCGCCUCUGGGGGAACCUGCUGGACGGCUUUGAGCAGAAGCUGCAAGGUGUCCAGAGCGAGUGUGACCUGCGGGUGCAGGAGGUGCGACAGCAGUGUGAAGAGGGCCAGGCAGCCAGCCAGCGCCUGCACCAGAGCCUUGAUGGCCGGGAGCUGGCCUUGCGUCGGGAGCUCUCGCAGCUGGGCACUCAGGUGCAGGGCCUGACUCUGACCGGCGGGGCUACCUGCUGCAGCCAGCUGGCUUUGAUCGGCGCCCGGGUGGACAGCCUUGAGAGGAACCUACAGGCCGUCACGGAGACCCAAGGCGGCCCCAGCACCCUGGCUGCGGAUGAGCUUGCGCGGCUCUCUGCGGCUGUGCUCCAGGGAGGUGUGGAUGGGCUGCUCGAGGGCCUAGAGACCGUCAACGGGACAGAGAAUGGAGCAAGGGGCUGCUGUCUGAGAAUGGAGAUGGGCGGUUGGGGUGUCGGCAGCCUCGGGUCCAUGCUGGAAGAGCGCGUGCAGAGCCUAGAGGAACGUCUGGCAACUCUGACCGGCGAGCCACGCCACAGCAGUGCCACGCCAGACAGAUCAGCUCGGCCGCUUGUUCGUUCGGAGCUAGCCGUGUUGGAACAAAGACUGGUCUCCCUGGAGACCUCGUGCACCCCGAGUACCACCACGGCCAUCCUGGACAAUCUCGUGGCAGAGGUGAAAGCCUGGCAGAGCCGGAGUGAGGCCCUCCUACACCAGGUAGCCACUCACACUGCUCUUCUCCAACAGCUCAAUGGCACAGUGGCUGAAGUUCUGGGGCAGCUGGCAGAAGGGACAGGCAGCUCACUGCAGGGUGAGAUCACUCUGCUGAAGGUCAACUUGAACUCGGUGAGCAAGUCACUCACAGGCCUCAGCGACUCUGUCAGCCAGUACUCUGAUGCCUUCCUGGCUGCCAACACAUCCCUGGAUGAACGGGAACGCAGGGUGGAAGCUGAGGUCCAGGCCAUCCAGGAACAGGUCAACAGUCAGGGCUCAAGACUUCAGGCUGGUCACAGGCAGGUCCUGAACCUGCGAGGGGAGCUGGAGCAGCUCAAGGCUGGUGUGGCCGGUGUGGCCGGAGGGUUGAGCCGCUGCCGGGACACAGCCCAGGAACUCCAGCACACAGUGGGCCACUUCGACCAGCGGGUGGCCCAAGUGGAGGGAGCAUGUGAGAGGCUGGGCUUAUUGGCUGCCCGUCUCAACAGUUUGCCUCCUGAGCAGCUGAGGUCUAGGGAGGGCCUGUGGGGCCACAUAGACAAGCUGAACCACACCCUGGCUCAGCACACACAGGACAUUGCCCGGCUCCGGGAUGACCUGUUGGACUGUAGAGCCCAGCUGGCUGAGGUGAGGCCAGGACGAGCUGACUAGGGUAUCUGGGCAGAAUCUAAAGCCCAGAUCCCACCAACCCAGGGAAUAUC